UGUAUCAGCUGUUGUCUCUUCUGCUUCUUCCUGCAAAUGAAAUAAAUUGUUUUUAUUUGCCAUGAACGACCCAAACAAAGCCAUCAGUGUGAAUUUGUCUUCUCUGCUCAGCCUGAAGGCAGAACUGCUAAGGAAGCAGCAUGAAGUAAGAUUGGCCAAGGCUACCAAGGCAUCCGCCACCGAGUUCCGUCCCAGCAAGAGUAGCGCCGACAAGGAAAAGUCUACAGAUCGCGGCUACAAGAAGGUUGCGAGCAACGAUGACGGCGCCAAGGUGUACGAGGCGGAGGACUAUGCUCAGUUGGACAAGUCCCGGCGUGUCCUGGAGGCCAAGAGCAAGUUCUACGACCGGAUGACCCGCAGCGGCGGCAACCUCAACUCCGAUGACAACUGCCUGGUGAUGUUUAACCGCAAGAAACAGGAGGCGGACCAGGAGCAGCUGCCACAGAGGUGUGAACCCCGCCAGAGGCUGAGCAGCAGUAGCAGUUCCAGUGAAGAAGACGAUGGCCAGGAAGAUGACGAGGUGGAGUACGUUGAUUGCUUGGGUCGCACAAGGAAGUGUUUGAGAAAGGAACUAAAGGAGGCCCAGCGACGCGACAGGCAGCUUGCUGACAGCAUGCCGGAGCGUUUAGAUCAGACCAAGGCCAACUGGAUGAUAGACACAAAAGGUAGCCGCGAGCAUGACAGUACCCACAACAGCGAUAACGACGAUGAUGGUGAGCCCAUUAUUGGACCACGGCCCACGGAAAGCGUAUUCAGCGAUGCCCUGUCCACGAUGACCAAGCACGACGAGCAACGCUUAAACUGGGAGCGCAAAGAACAAGAGAACGUGGACAAACCCGAUGUCCACUAUCAGGAUGUCUUCUUCGAUGAGGCCCGCACCCACGGCGUUGGAUACUAUGCCUUCUCCACGGACGAAGACGAGCGCAGGAAACAACAGCUGGAGCUAGAAGAAGUCCGCAAGGCCACGACCGCGGAGCAAAGCCGGCGGGACGAGAUGCGCGCCAAACGGGACAGCCUCGUGGCCGAUCGCGUGCUGGCGGCCAAAAACAGGAUAAGGGCACGCAACGGCUUGCCACCCAUCAGCAAGGAGGACUACGAGCGACAGCAACAGCAAAAGAAUGAAGAAUCAAUGGCCGAAACCGCAGAACGUGAGCGAGAGGAGCAGGAAAAGAAGGCAGCUAUUGAAAAAAGAAAGGCAAAGGAGGAAGCAGAAUUGGAGGAGUUACGCAAGGAUCACGUACGGGAUUGGGACAGGGAUAAGCCUGGUGUGUCCAAACGACUUGACUCAGAUGGCGAAGAAACUAUGGAGGAAGAGUGGAAGUACAAGGCCGAGCGGCUGCCCAUGUCGCAGGAGGAGUGGAACGCGAAGCAGCGGAGUCAGCGGCAAUCAGAGUUUGCUCCCAUGCCCGAGUCGGUUUCCCUCAAGCGCAGCAACUUCAGCAGUAUGCCACCACCGCCGUCUUCGCAUUGGCACAGUGGUCAGGAGCCGGAGUUUCACAACUUUCACAGCACUAAGCAGGAGAAAAAGUUCCAGCGGCGCAACUAUACCGCUUGCAACCAAGACGAUCACGAUCAAGUAUUUAGCACAUCCGCCAGUGCUUCGGGUGCAGCUAUACCUCCACCUCCAGGCUUAGAUGACUCUGCUCCAGCGAAACGGCCCAAGUCCCAGGCCGAUCUAGAACGCUCUAUAGAAGCCGGCCUGCGGUUCCUGCGCAACAACUGCGACAAGGGCGUCCUGGGUAACAAGGCCACCUGGACGGCCAAAGCGGAUUACUAA
This is a messenger RNA of Drosophila rhopaloa, 1777 nucleotides long. Its product is annotated as coiled-coil domain-containing protein 174. Gene Ontology annotation, cellular component: nucleus. The coding region runs from base 62 to 1777 and encodes 571 amino acids. The record is from RefSeq and is a predicted model, not a curated record. The transcript has a single exon. Lineage: Eukaryota; Metazoa; Arthropoda; Insecta; Diptera; Drosophilidae.